AUUAGUGAUCGGACCCUUAAGGUGUGGAGUUUGGAUGGUCUCUCAGAAGAUGCCGAGCAUGCCAUUAGUCUGAAAGUCAAAGCAGUUGUGGCAGCACAUGAUAAGGAUAUUAAUUCUCUGGCUAUUGCACCAAAUGACAAUCUUGUUUGUACUGGUUCCCAGGACCGAACUGCUUGUGUUUGGAGGCUUCCGGAUCUGGUGUCAGUUGUAGUACUCAAGGGGCACAAAAGGGGGAUUUGGUCUGUGGAGUUCUCUCCAGUUGAUCAGUGUGUAAUAACGGCAUCAGGUGAUAAGACAAUAAAGAUAUGGGCUAUGUCUGAUGGUUCAUGCUUAAAAACAUUUGAAGGGCACACAUCGAGUGUAUUACGUGCAUCGUUUCUUACUCGUGGGGCUCAAUUUGUAUCUUGUGGUGCUGAUGGCUUGGUCAAACUGUGGACAGUCAAGACAAAUGAAUGCGUUGCUACAUAUGACCAACAUGAGGACAAGGUCUGGGCAUUGGCGGUUGGAAAGAAGACAGAAAUGCUUGCAACUGGUGGUGGUGAUGCUGUUAUAAAUCUAUGGUAUGAUUCUACUGCUUCUGACAAAGAGGAAGCUUUCUGUAGAGAAGAGGAAGGUGUUCUAAGAGGUCAGGAACUGGAAAAUGCUGUAGCAGAUGCUGAUUAUUCUAAAGCAAUCCAAGUUGCCUUCGAACUUCGCCGGCCCCAUAGACUUUUUGACUUAUUUGCUGAACUUUGCAGGAAGAGGCAUGCUGAAGAUCAGAUAGAGAAGGCUCUUAGUGGCCUUGGAAAAGAACAACUUCAUUUACUUUUUGAAUAUGUUCGAGAAUGGAAUACAAAGCUGAAGCUCUGUCAUGUUGCACAAUUUGUGCUUUUUCGGAUUUUUAACAUCUUCGCCCCUACAGAUGUUAUAGAGAUAAAAGGUAUUGGUGAGCUUCUUGAAGGUCUUAUACCAUAUUCACAGCGGCAUUUCAGUAGAAUAGACCGGCUUAUAAGAAGCACAUAUUUGUUGGACUAUACGCUUACUGGAAUGUCAGUUAUCGAACCAGAAACUGAUGUCAGUGCAAUGCAAGACAAAUCUAUGAUACACCUAGAUGAGAAGGAAGCGGAUGAUGAAUCAAGGGAACAAAGCCAAACUGUUAGGGGGAUGGUCUCCUCUAAGAAACGAAAAUCACACAAAUCCAGAGGAAGUUCAGAGAAGAAAAUCAAGAAAGUGGCAUACAUAGAUGCCUCAGCUAUUUCCUUAGAAGCUUGACACUUGUUGAUGCUCUCAAUCCAAUUGGUUCCUUCUUUUUUAUUUUAAUUUUUAAUUUCACCAAGGGCCCUUACUCAAGUUCCUCUUCUGAGCUGUGGUGUAGCUGUUUGUGAUGAAGCCUACUUGCAUGCAGGGAAUGAAUGUUUAAUCCGUUUUUUUUUUUGUUUUUUUCCAGCUUAUUUGUUUUACCUUGCAUAUGAAAUUUUGUAGUCAGAAACGUUGUAUUGCUCUUCACGUUUUUAUUGAUUAGAAAGAAAGAGACGGUGUAUGGUUGAGGUAUCA
Macadamia integrifolia is the source of this 1533-nucleotide messenger RNA. RefSeq names its product transducin beta-like protein 3. Gene Ontology annotation, biological process: endonucleolytic cleavage to generate mature 5'-end of SSU-rRNA from (SSU-rRNA, 5.8S rRNA, LSU-rRNA); endonucleolytic cleavage in 5'-ETS of tricistronic rRNA transcript (SSU-rRNA, 5.8S rRNA, LSU-rRNA). The annotation marks the transcript as partial. The record is from RefSeq and is a predicted model, not a curated record. The transcript has 7 exons. NCBI's taxonomy places the organism in Eukaryota, Viridiplantae, Streptophyta, Magnoliopsida, Proteales, Proteaceae. Gene Ontology annotation, molecular function: protein binding; U3 snoRNA binding. Gene Ontology annotation, cellular component: small-subunit processome; nucleolus; 90S preribosome.